ACCAUGCCGGCACGAAUGCCGAUCCCUCUACCCCUUCACAUGUCAAGCCCCUCGCCUCACGCAGCAUCACGGAUCGAGCAGGGAGGCGGAUGCUGAUGUACGGGUAAGCGCAUGCACCUGCAUCUUGUAGAGGGCGGGUAGUCACAGCACUCUGUGGAACGCCAUAGGUGGUGCCCUGCUCAAGAAGAUAUCUGAUGGUCCAUCAUGGAGACGCAAGCCGGCGACGAAUGGCUGGCAGCCUAUGCCACCUACAUUCGAAGCAACGCAGUCGCCUUGGCCGGGCAGUCGAGCUCGCAACAAGCCCGAGCCAGCACUACCAACAGCGCAACAUCUUCCAGUCCCUCCACCUUGUCCUGGUUGACGCUGCCAUCGGCUUCUUGGGUUGGCCUGCAAUCGGCCAGCAAUGCGCCCGAAGCUCGACAAAGAACCGCCUCAACCGCCUCUGGAAAUCAUGCCCCAUCUGACUUGCAGGCUUCGCGACCACGUGCUAAACCACAACCGACUCCAAAGGCGCUGCCUUUGAACACGCAUCAUCUGUACUACCUUUUGCUACGCUUCGAGGCGUUGGGUCUCCCGGUCGGAUCUUUGGACGUGAGGAUACCUCGAUCGGCCAGGCCUGUCAGCUCUUUCAGCUAUGUAUCGGCUCAUGCUCAGCGAGGUGGCAGAAAGCCUAGGGAUACCGAUACGAUGAGCGUGGGCAGCGUCAGGAGUGCUUUGACGGCGCUCAGCGGAGCCAGCACCUUGACUGGUUGGUGGUCGGGCAGCAGCGAAAAAGGUGAUCCCUUGAAGGAUGUCAAAUUCAUCUACUCUGCAUUCACCAAGGUGCCGAGGUUGCGGCUGGGGCCGCUCCCGAUCAAGCUGAUCGAGUCGUUCGAAGACUCGCCCGGCAGCUCUUUGGUGCCCCUAGACGUGUUCAAAAACAUUCAAACCUUGGAAUUAGACGAGAUCGACCCCAGCAGCCUACUCGGGUGGGACAGGCUCAGCAUCCAACUUCGCAGCUUGACGCUAAGAAACUCUGGGCUGGAAGAUGUGACGGAUCUGCUGGUGGAUGCGGUCAAGUUGGACGUGAGAAGACGCAGGGGGGAGCAGGUGAAACCUGCGCAGCGUCGCAUACACUCUCCUGCCCCAGUAGAUCAGCCACCAGUGGCGGACACGCGACAGCAGCCGGGAGACUCUCCACCCUCUACAGCGAGUUUGGGUGGUCUCUCGUCAGUUGAUGAUGCUCAUGCAUCUGGUCAAGCUGCUCUUCCUUUCUUGUCCUGGCACUUCUUGCGACAUCUCGCUUUGCCGGACAAUUCCCUGACUUUCUUCUCCCCACCUGCAGACCUGCUCUCAAAUCUCACAUCAUUGGAUCUCUCGUCCAAUCUGCUCAUCUCUGCACCCCCCUCAUUGAACCUGCUUCCCAAUCUGAAGCUGCUCAAUCUCGAGGGCAACCUGAUCGAGACCGUCUGGCACAUCUCUUUGGCGAUACCCAAUAUCGAAGCUCUUAAUCUUGCCAACAACAGAUUGGAGAGUCUUGCGGGAGCUGAGGACCUUAAAGAGCUGCGGCGAAUCGAUUUGCGCGGCACAGAGCUAGCGGAGGCGAGCGAGGUGGGACGGCUUGCGGUCUUGCAAAACCUCGAAGAAAUUUACACCAAGGGUGCUCUGUUCAUGGAAGACGCUGAUCCGCGCGUGGAUGUAUUUGUCGAAUUUGCGCGAGAGGGAAGGGAGAUUGCUCGGAUCCGACUGGACGGUGAGGCACCUGGCUACUUUGAGAAACAGCGCGUGGCGGAAAGAGUACCUACCAUGCUAGCUCGCAUAGGCCGCGAGUCUACGCCAGCUGCGGAGGAGCUCAGCGUCGAGGAGGCACCAGUACGCCUGGAAAGCCAACAGGCUGAGCCGCCUGUAGUGGCUGUGCGACAUCGCGUAAAGGAUCCGAGCACCGCAUCUGGCCUAGCUAAAGUUCAAAGCGCAGACGGGCACCGCCCCACCUCUCCCGCACCCGGCACGACGGCCAAGCGGAGGGCAAGGAGGAUAGUGGAGCUCGGCCAGGAAGAAGAAGUUGCGCCGCUGACAGCAGCGGCACUGCCCACUCCUACACCUCAAGAGAUCUCCGACUCUGAUCUAGUCAAGAGGGCAGCGUUGGCUGGCAAGCUCGACGUUGCCCUCGGCGAAGCGGAAAAGGCGAAUGUCAUCCCUAGCCCAAAAGGCAAAGCUAGACAGCUCGACGAUGUACCAAAUGAUCUGCCUGCCGCAAGACUGCAGGCGCGCACAAAUGGCAAUGACGGACCACGCGCAAGGCCUCAAUCGUUCCUUGCGCCUGGUACUGCGAGUAUUUCUCGCAAAACUGGUGCUGCCGCCGCAUUGCUGUCUCGCGAGUCGAGCGGAGAUGCGGAUGGUGCCGGUCGACCUCGCGUGCUGAGCUCCGCCUCCACACUGGGUGCAGCUAGCGCUUCAUCAUCGCGACACGCGGUUCUGCCAAGCAGGUCACAGACGCUACAGGGGCUCGCAGGCAUUUCGACCCAGGGGCUACCAUCGAGAGUAGCUGGGCGAUCCGUGGACGACGCUGCCAUACCUAGCGAUGCUUCUUCGCUCGAUGCCGAUAGAGUCGUGACGACUGCGCGCACAAGAGCUGGCGGACGCUUCGACGCCGCCUCUUUGACAGCUCGACGCAAAACGGUCACUGCAAGUCUUUACGACCCCAGUACGACUUCUUUGGGCAUCCCGGAGCCGAGCGGAGCGUCGCUUGAAGCAAGGUCUGAUGAUGCGCCUGCUUCCACAGGUCGCGUUUCGCAAAGCCAGUCAAAGAGCGCAGCUCAGACUGGCAAGGAUGAUUUUAGAAAACGUAUAGAGGCUAUGCGAGAUGGCAUGGGCGACGAGUGGCUCAGGGCUCUUGCGCGAGGGUCGGUCUAUCUAGACGAGAGCAGCGAGGGUUGAUUCUAGCGCCGGUGCCACGAGCUAAUCAGUCACGAUCCCCUCGUCACCUAGACUCAAAAGCUACUUUUUUUUUCGCGCAUAAUGAUACAUUUCUAUUUUGAUGCGGCGGGGGGC
Messenger RNA from Ceraceosorus guamensis, 3030 nucleotides. RefSeq lists its product as hypothetical. The coding region runs from base 205 to 2916 and encodes 903 amino acids. The transcript has 2 exons. NCBI's taxonomy places the organism in Eukaryota, Fungi, Basidiomycota, Exobasidiomycetes, Ceraceosorales, Ceraceosoraceae. Gene Ontology annotation, molecular function: protein kinase binding. Gene Ontology annotation, cellular component: cytoplasm. The record is from RefSeq and is a predicted model, not a curated record.